Lichtheimia ornata is the source of this 384-nucleotide messenger RNA. RefSeq lists its product as uncharacterized. The coding region runs from base 1 to 384 and encodes 127 amino acids. NCBI's taxonomy places the organism in Eukaryota, Fungi, Mucoromycota, Mucoromycetes, Mucorales, Lichtheimiaceae. The transcript has 3 exons. The record is from RefSeq and is a predicted model, not a curated record.
AUGUUUACUCGUCGUAUACUUGAAUUGCUCUAUGAAGAUGAUGAGGAACUCGAACGCCUUGAACAUAUUCGCCAUAUCAAUGAAUUGCUCGACUCUGAAACGAUUCCACGCUAUGAUGCUGCUAUGAAGCCUGGUUUGUCCCCUUUGGUGAGGGCUACUGCUGUCAUGCGUCAAUUGGCAUACGGUAUUGGUGCAGAUACUGCUGAUGAGUAUCUUCCAGUGGCGGAGAGCACCGCUUUAAGUUGCUCUACUCCAGAAAAUGCAACAGGGGAUUUCCUGGAAUGCUUGGCUCCAUUGACUGUAUGCAUUGGCAAUGGGACAAUUGCCCUGUUGCUUGGCAUGGUGCUUACACAGGUCGCUCAAAGCAUGCAAGCACAGUUCUAG